This is a messenger RNA of Geodia barretti, 3124 nucleotides long. Lineage: Eukaryota; Metazoa; Porifera; Demospongiae; Tetractinellida; Geodiidae. The record is from the annotation of a GenBank genome assembly.
ACGACCGAGAGAUUGAGCUGCGCGCCCCCACUGGGAAGGACGAAAAGACGCUAGUGUGGAGUUUUGGGUCCUGAAAGACAGUACAUCCCACGAUAUUGACAUCUGUAAUGGGUUUUACGUGGUCCCGUUCGUAAGUUGGGCGUUGCGAGCCUUUUCUGAGGAACUGGCGAAGGUGGGAGGCGUUAAUUAGAGUGUUGAAGGUCGCGGUUGGCCACAUACGCCCGAGCACCUGUUUCAGUCGGCGAGAGCAAGAACAAGAGUUGAAAAAAGGUGUACUGAGUAUAGUGGUGACGUCGGGACUCCCUCCCAAUGAGGCUAGAUGCUUGAGCUGGGGCGCUAUCCUGCCUGUGUGCUUCCCUGUCACACGACGCUCACGGAGGACCCGGUACACAGAAGUAUGAGCGACAGAAAGCACUCGGGAAGGUGAGGAUGCCUGUGGGCGCCGGUACUAGUAAUAUAAGAGUGAAGGAACAGACAGAUGGGUUGUAGUAGAGAACGGCUCUGCCCGUGAUACGUACAGGUUCGCCCCUUUUCUCUCCCGCGUGUGUGUGCGCGUGGUGUAAUGUAGUUGUGUUUUAGCUGGGCGUAUGGGUUAGCUUUCUUCUCCGCCUAUGUCUCCCUACAGCUCCCGGGAUGUAGCCAAGACUGAUCGUCGCGAACGAAGCAAGCCCAUGAGAGACCACAGGCACGCCAGGAGUUCGGCGGAAGACCCCACCAUAUCCUCGACGCGGAGCGGCAAGUCGGUGUCUACCAACGCCCGCAACCACCCGCGGGCAGAACUGAGAGACUCCGACGCUCCGCGCCAGAUAGAGGCGGGCUCUGGUGGGCGGCAGAGCCAAGGCUCUCCAGCAGUCAACCAUGUCUCUUCCAGCAAGUCCAAUGGAGGGAGAAAAAGAGUUUGCGAGGAGGAGGAUGAAGAGGGUAGUGUGUGGGUGGAGCACACCAGUUCCUCGGGCAGGAUCUACUACUACAACAAGAAGAAUGGAGUUUCUCAAUGGGAGAGACCUCCCAGCAUGGCCAAAAGGACAAAGACUGACGAUAUCCCUACAAAGUCAACGUCGUCCUCGUCCAGUGGCGGCAACAAACACUCCUCCCAGUCCCACAGCAGUCCCUCCCACUCUCACUCAUCUCACUCCCAGCACACCUCCUCCUCGCACUCACACUCACGUGGAAGUGGUAGCCAUCGAGGCUACUCUUCUUCCUCCACCCAUCACUCCUCACAUCACACGAGUCACUCCUCACAGGGUCACCACGAUCGAAUGAGGGAGAGAGACAGGGGCCAUGGCAGCCAUCGUCGGUCCAACAGAGGGUCUCGCAGCAGCAGCAAGUCCGCCUCCGUCUCUCCCACCAGCUCCGGAAGGGGGCGUGGGCCCCACGACAAGGCCACGCCCAAUCGUCACCCGUCGUCCCGGCCGCACCACGGAGGAAGAGGGGGGUCAAAGCGAGGCUCGGUGUCGCCCCGUGUGUCAGCCGCUGGCAAACAACAGUCUUCUGUGUCGACAGUGGCAGUGUCUCCCUGCACUCCUAGUAUACCUCACGGAAUAUCUCAAUCUCUGGUGGCCACGCAGCAGGUGAUAAAUCAGACGUCGGCCAUCAUCAAACACCAACAGAAGCUCCUGUCUGCCUCUGGCGAUCCGGCGACCCCCAACACCCUCUCCCCUCCUCCCUCCUCCUCCUCCUCCUCCAAGCACACCUCCUCCCUCUCACACCCGCACGCCCGGCAGAAACUCGUGUUUCAAUCAAACGGACCCCUGUCUCAGGAGGUGAUGUCCGGAGCAGGGGGAGUGGCUGUCAGCACGCCGUCCACCACUCCACUCCACAACUCUGUGGGCCCUGGGACUGCUGUGGACAUGUCUCCCCAGAUGACUGGACUGGAAAAUCUUCAUCCUCUACAAAGAGCCUUACUUUUACAACAGCAGCAGCAACAACAUCAUCAACAACAGGAGCGUAUGCCGGAGGGUCCAGUGAGGCAGUCUACUCCAGGUACCCCACUUCCCUCCAGUGGGGGAGGAGGCGGGGCCACCCCACUCUCCCAGCCGGUGCAGACUCCGCCCUUCUCUGCCCUCCCGCCCCACCUGACCUCGCAGGUGUCCCACCCGGGGUCUCCUUACUCCAAUUCCCCCAGCCACACCCCCUCGUUUACCACCCCACCACCCGGAGUACACCUCGUAUCUCACCCCAUGGUGCCAGGCCCCUUUACCCCAGCGGGUCUUCCCCCUAGCAACUCCCAGCCGCCAGUAUACCAGUACUCUGUUCCCAUGGUGAUGCCCCCCAACACUCCCAUUCCUGGCAUUUACAUGGCAGAGGGUGGGAUGGUCCAGACGGCGGCCGCAGCAGUGGGCGUGGCAGGAGGGGGCAGGGCUUACAUGACCCCUGCUACGCCCGUUGUGCCCCUGCGACCCCCGAUGUCCCGACUGGGUCGUCGCCGCAGCAGCGGAGUGGAUGAGUUUGCCUCGUACCCUGACCACAGUCAGGUGGAGUCAGUGGCCUCUAAGACGGUCCCGGAGAUCUUCAGUCGCACUCUGGCGGAAUCCUGGUGGUCCCCUGCCAUCGAAACUCUGCAGAGACAGUUGGAUACCAGUCUGAGAGAAGUGUUGUCUCGGAGGACGACAGAAGCUCUCUAUCUCCACGGGAGACUGCGCCGUUCUCAACUAUCUCUCGACUCCACUCGCCUUAGAACAAACACCAGGAGAGAAAGGCUUCUCGCUCUUGAAUGUUUAGUCACAGAGAUUGACCAAAGAUGAAUAACCCAGUCUGCCGGAUAUUAUAACACGUCUGUCGAAGAAGAUUUGGCAUCUUAACUCUUUGGCAUAAGCUACGCUGCUCCUCUUUCUGUCCCCCGUGCUAACGAGUAUAGCCCCUAAUUUCUGUUUUAAUCUCUAAUUUUAUCAUUUUGAUGUGCACUUACUUUCGUAUGUAGCAUUCUAUAAAUGAGUAAUGGAGUAUGCUAAGUUAAAUCAGCACUGCAGAAGUUGAAGCAUGCAAAAAUGUUAUUCGCUGUGCGGAAUAUCACAUCCAUAAACCAGAGGCGAAUGCAGGGCGUUUUUGGAGAGCAGGAGCGAGCAUACAACUGUGUAUCUGCACGUAACGGCCUAGCAAUAAAACCUGCACCUUGGAACCGCGA